GUUCCCAUCGUUCCAAACAAAACUUGUUUCAAACCUCAUCAAAAUGGUGGUACCAGCUGGUAGUGGUGGUGGUGGUGGUGGUGGUGGUGGAGGCCGCGGAGGUCUCUCCAACAUCAAGUCUUUCGCCAUCCAACUCCUAACUGGCCCAUGGCUCAUGGUCUUUGGCUCAGUCCUCAUCAUGUCAGCAGCCGGCUCCACCUACAUGUUCGGCAUGUACUCUGGCGACAUCAAGGACUCCCUAGGGUACGACCAGACUGCCCUCAACCUCGUCAGUUUCUUCAAGGACAUUGGCACCAACGUCUGUCUUCUCUCCGGCUUAUUAGGUGAGAUAACCCCGCCGUGGUUCAUGCUCUCUGUAGGUACCGUGUUAAACUUCUUUGGUUACUUCAUGAUUUGGCUCGCCGUGACCAAAAGAAUCGCUCGACCGGCAGUCUGGCAAAUGUGUCUGUACAUCUGCGUUGGCAACAACUCUCAAGCGUUCGCCACCGUGGGAUCUUUAAUUGUGUGUGUAAAAAAUUUUCCGACGAGUCGCGGCAUCGUUUUGGGGAUUCUCAAGGGUUACGUUGGCCUAAGCGGCGCUAUAAUGGCACAACUGUACCAUGCUAUUUACGAGGAUAACUCUAAGGGAUUGAUCUUGUUUAUUGGGUGGUUACCGGCAGCCAUAUCGUUGGUUUUUGUUCGGAGUUUUCAAUUCACGAAGGUGACUCAUCAGGCGAACGAGUUGAAGGUGUUUUACAAGUUUCUAUACAUUUCUAUUGGUCUGGCCGCGUUUUUGAUGAUUAUAAUCAUUGUAGAAAAUAAGGUGACUUUCACUCAGGGAGAAUAUGGUGGCAGCGCCACCGUGGUCCUUAUUAUGCUGUUUUUGCCGAUAGCGAUUGUGAUCGCAGAGGAAUUGAAUAUUUGGAAAGCGAAACAAGCUGUCCUCGAUGAUCCUUCUCCUGUGAAAGUAAUCAUCGAGAAGCCAACCCAAGAAAUAGCAGCCCCUUUAGACCAGCCAGCACCUAUGUCCAGCACCAUUGAAGCAAGGGUUGAAGAUCAAGCAAACGUUUCAUGCUGGAAAACUGCUUUCAAACCACCAAAUAGAGGGGAUGACUACACUAUUCUGCAGGCACUUUUUAGUAUUGACAUGUUAAUCCUCUUCUUGGCCACAAUAUGUGGUUUCGGAGGACUUUUGACUGCCAUCAACAACUUGGGACAGAUCGGAGCCUCCCAGGGGUACCCCAGGCAAAGCGUAAGUACUUUUGUUUCCCUUGUUAGCAUAUGGAGUCAUCUCGGCCGAACUAUAUCGGGUUUCGUCUCAGAAAUCAUCUUGGAUAAGUACAAAUUUCCCCGCCCUCUGAUGCUCACCCUCAUCAUGCUCCUCUCUUGCCUCGGUCACCUCUUGAUUGCCUUCAAUGUCCCCGGCAGCCUCUAUGUUGCAUCCUUAAUCAUCGGAUUCUGUUUCGGGGCUCAGUUGUCGUUGAUUCUUGUAAUAAUUUCUGACCUUUUUGGACUCAAGUACUACUCUACACUAUACAGCUUGGGGGUUACGGCCACUCCUAUCGGGUGCUACAUCCUCAACGUGAAGGUGACCGGUAAUUUGUACGAUAAGGAGGCGAGGAAGCAAAUGGCAGCGCUGGGAAUCAUGAGGAAGCCCGGACAAGACCUUAACUGCACAGGCACCGCUUGCUUCAAAUUAGCCUUUAUCAUAACUACGGCAGCAACAUUGUUUGGUGUGCUUGUUUCGUUUAUUCUUGCGCUUAGGACCAGAAAAUUUUACAAGAGUGACAUUUAUAAAACACUCCGGGGGGAGCAGAAUGAGGUUGAGAUCGUCGCCGCUGGAAAUGGCGCCAUGGGACCGGAUGAAGAGUUCCAAAGGCCGGAUAAAAAUUAAGCAAUGCUUAUUUGCAGGAUUAUACUCAUAACUUUAUAAAAAUGGACUUCCUCU
Molecule: messenger RNA, 1927 nt
Organism: Rubroshorea leprosula
Lineage: Eukaryota; Viridiplantae; Streptophyta; Magnoliopsida; Malvales; Dipterocarpaceae
Source: the annotation of a GenBank genome assembly